Messenger RNA from Zophobas morio, 697 nucleotides. RefSeq lists its product as uncharacterized. The transcript has 4 exons. The record is from RefSeq and is a predicted model, not a curated record. Bases 44 to 559 code for a protein of 171 amino acids. NCBI's taxonomy places the organism in Eukaryota, Metazoa, Arthropoda, Insecta, Coleoptera, Tenebrionidae.
CGAACAUUGGGGUCUAAAGUCAGUCACCUUUUUUGGGUUUAUCAUGAAGGUGUUCGUUUGUUUACUGGCGGUGGCCGCAGCCACUAAUUUUGCUCAAGCUGGUUACAUUAGCAGCGGCGGCGGCGGUGGCUAUGGAGGCGGCUCCUCUGGCUGGCUAAGCAGCGGAGGUGGCGGCGGAUAUGGAGGCGGCUCCUCCGGCUGGAUAAGCAGCGGUGGCUGGAAAUCCGGUGGCGGUGGAUUCGGCGGAGGCGGCGGAGGUUACGGAGGAGGCGGGGGCUGGAAGUCUAGCGGCGGUGGAUUCGGAGGAGGCGGCGGCGGUUACGGAGGAGGCGGUGGCUUCGGAGGUGGCGGAAGCACCGUAAAGAUCAUUAAAAUCAUUGUGCCUAGCGGAGGCGGCGGUGGUUACGGAGGAGGCGGCGGCUACGGAGGUGGUGGCGGCGGCGGCGGCUGGAAAUCCGGCGGCGGAGGAGGAGGUGGAUGGAUUGGUGGAGGAGGCGGCGGAUGGAAAUCCGGAGGAGGUGGAUGGAGCAGUGGCGGCGGAGGUGGUGGCUGGUGGUAAAAGCCGCACAUCUUCUGUGUUCAGUGGAAAACGUCUGCUCAGGCAGUGAUUUUACUCACAAUUUUACAUCCAAAACACUGUAUAUAUUUUUGUAAGUUUUAAGUUAAAAUCAUGUAAAUAUAUUUUUAUAAAAAUUAA